ACGUAAGACCCAGCAACCCGGCUAGUAAUAUUCAAAAUUUUGGUUCGACCCGCGUGAGUUCACAAUGAACAGUACCGACUUCUUGACGCUGUGUAAGUCCCUGUUCGACAACUCCCUGAGCCUACUCUGCUCGGGGAUGGUGCCGGAGCACCUGAGCAGGAAGUACCAAUACAAGCUGUUGCGGGCCCACGAUCCGUACAGUAUUUUCUACAUAAAGGCUAACCCGGGCACCUACUUGGUGGCCUUCCAGAGCCUGGAGAUGCCGGACUGCCAGAACGUCACCAUGCUGGACCUGAACAACAUUCAGUGCCAGAACCAGUACAACGAACAGAGGGAUCUGCACUUCGGCUACAGCUACCGCAUGUGCUUCAAUUACUCCAUGAACCUGACCGACGAACUGAGCCAGAAUUGUGGGGCCAGGAGCUACGAGUACAACCAGCAAUCGGGGUACUACUUUGCCAACGAGGACAACAGCAUGGACAUCAAUUUCCUGUCGAAUGGUGGUGUGUUGGUGGGCUCUCCGGCCUUGUUUCUGUACCUGGUGGUUUCUCUCCUGAUGGUCCUUAUUCUGCUGUGGAGCGACCUUAGAAUGCAAGACACCUGGAAGGGAUUGAAGAUUCUGCACUCGCAUGGUCUCGAUUUCAUCGGCGCCCCUUUUAAUGCUCCAUGUGAUGUAUCCAUCAAGAUGUGACAUAUUUUGACAGUGCUCCGGAGUACACAAAUCAUUGGCCCGCGGCGGCAUGGAACUCGAGGAGCUGUCACCGGGAUCUCGAAGAUCGGGCAACGCGCUUCCCUUUCAUCUGACAAUGUUGGCCCUUGUCAUCUACUUUGUGCCACAUAAUGCCUGUGCAGUAUGGGGGAACUCCCGUCCACAUGUGCUCGGAGGCUCUAGGUCUUUUAUAAAUAAUUGCUUUUUAACAGAGGCGAAAAUUAUCACCUAAUUAUAGAGCCUGACACUGGGGAUUAUGUGGGCCUUGGUGGCAGUUUUUUAUUUCCGAGAUACACAUUCCGAGAAAGUAAAAGUCA
Drosophila ananassae is the source of this 1026-nucleotide messenger RNA. RefSeq lists its product as uncharacterized. The record is from RefSeq and is a predicted model, not a curated record. The transcript is spliced from 2 exons. Bases 65 to 691 code for a protein of 208 amino acids. NCBI's taxonomy places the organism in Eukaryota, Metazoa, Arthropoda, Insecta, Diptera, Drosophilidae.